AUGCUUCGUCAAGUCAAGCGCCGCAAUGCGCGAAGCAAGCGCGCCCUCGCCGAUCGCGAGCCCAAGGUCGUCGAAAACCCCAAGCGUCUCAUGGCCCUCAAGGGCUCGACGUGCAGCCAGGUCGUGCAGGAUGCGCUGAGCAACCUCUGCAUCAUGCGGGAGCCGCUCGCUCACGAAGAAGACGAGAUCCACCCGUUUGAAAAGGCCGACUCGCUCGAGUUUCCCCGGCGAAAAGAACCCAGUCGUCCCUCGUCAUGUUUGGUUUCCACUCGAAGAAGCGGCCGCACACGGUCACGUUUGCGGGGCCUCUUUGCGCCCCAAGUUCAAGAGCGCCAAGUUCGCGUCGGCCAGCGGCCCAUGGUCGUAUUUUUCCGGGCUCGGCCUCGGGACUCGCCCGUCGCCAACGAGUACACCAUGGCCAAGAGCAUGUGGACCGACUUCUUCAAGGGCGAGCCGUCGGACAAGGUCGACGUCGAGGGCCUGCGCUACCUCGUCAGCCUGUCGGUCGAGGAGGAGGGGCUCGCGGGCGCCAAGCCGCCGAUGCGGCUGCGCGUGUACACGAUCCGCACGAGGCGGUCCGGGCAGCGGCUGCCGCGCGUCGAGGUCGACGAGAUCGGCCCGCGCAUGGACUUUCGCGUCGGCCGCAUGCAGCAGCCCGAGGAGGCCGUGCUCAAGGAGGCCAUGCGCCGUCCCAAGACGACCGAGGAGCGCACCAAGAAGAACAUCAAGACGGACGAGAUUGGCGACAAGGUCGGUCGCGUGCACACGGGCCGCCAGGACCUCAGCCAGCUGCAGACGCGCAGGAUGAAGGGUCUCAAGCGCAGCCGCGACGUCGCCGACGACGAUGCGGCGAGCGACGACGAGGUCAAGACGGACAAGAGGAAGAAGAACUGA
This is a messenger RNA of Verticillium alfalfae VaMs.102, 894 nucleotides long. Its product is annotated as ribosome biogenesis protein RPF2. Lineage: Eukaryota; Fungi; Ascomycota; Sordariomycetes; Glomerellales; Plectosphaerellaceae. Bases 1 to 894 code for a protein of 297 amino acids. Gene Ontology annotation, biological process: maturation of LSU-rRNA from tricistronic rRNA transcript (SSU-rRNA, 5.8S rRNA, LSU-rRNA); ribosomal large subunit assembly. Gene Ontology annotation, cellular component: nucleolus. The transcript has 4 exons. Gene Ontology annotation, molecular function: rRNA binding. The record is from RefSeq and is a predicted model, not a curated record.